UCUAUAAAACUUUCACUCUGAAACUCAUGCAAUUGAAUUGUCUUUUGGAAUAAUGGAACUCGUUUUGAGCAGAAAUGGACUAUUCUCUUCACUUGCGCGCGAACACAAACAGGUUUUGCCUGUGUGUGUGUGUGCGUUGAGUGUGUGUAUGUUGUUCCGAGAAGUGUGUUUUUCUCUUCUUCAACUGGAGUGAAUGUUAAGCGUCUGUCGUUCGUCAUGUCGACGGUCUGAUGAAGUCGAUGAAGGGAUUUCACACAGGGAAUCAAUGACACUUGCGAUUUAAAUUGGUGUAAAUAUGGCUCAUCGUUCCCAGUGCUCCUCUACCGGGGACAACCCCCUGGACCCCAACUACCUGGCCCCUCACUACCGUGAGGAAUACCGAAUGGCUAUCGACGCCCUGGUUGACAAUGACUUGGAUGGCUACUAUGGGUUUCUUCAGGAAGUAAAUGUGGUUGAUUUCUUAUCCCGUUCAGAGAUUGAGUAUAUCAGAUGCAUGGUGCAAGCUCCACACCUGACCGCACAACUAGAGAGGAGAUGCAUGGCUGAAGAUGUAGAUGGCUCUUCUGACACUUACUGGCCGGUACAUUCAGACCAUGAUGCUCCGAACCUGGACUUGGGCUGGCCACAGCAAUACAGAUUUGUUGGACCAACUGAGGUGACUACAUUGGUGAACCCGCAUGACCCCGAGAUGCCUAGUAUCAAAGAGCAAGUCCGCAGGAUGAUCAAGACUGCACAGCAAGUUAUCGCUGUGGUGAUGGAUAUGUUUACAGAUGUUGACAUCUUUGCUGAUAUCCUGGGUGCAGCAACACGUGGUGUGGCUGUUUAUGUUCUUCUUGAUGAACUGAAUGCUCAACAUUUUGUUUCGAUGGUGAACAACUGUAGAGUGAAUCUGGAUGAGAUAAAAUUCAUGCGGGUAAGAACUGUGUCUGGAAGUACCUAUUCCUGCCGCACAGGAAAGACAUUUAAAGGUCAGAUGAUGGAUCGCUUCAUACUAGUAGACUGCAGAGCUGUUUUAAGUGGCAACUAUAGCUUCAUGUGGUCUUUUGAGAAGAUACAUCGCUGUCUUGCUCAUCUGUUUCUGGGACAGCUUGUGACCACCUUUGAUGAAGAGUUUCGGAUUCUGUAUGCCCAUUCAGAGCCAUUGGUUGUUGAAAAUGUUUUGGCAAAUAUGCCACACUAUGCUGGGGAACCUGAAGGCUUCUACAACACAGAAAAGACCCACAUGUUUAACAGACAAUAUCCAACUAUGGGCAUGGAAUGGGCCGAACGCACAGGAGAAGACCACAUGAAAGUGGGUCAAAAAAUGUUACCCUUUAGGAAUGAAUCCAUCCACAGUGCAGCAGAAGCAAAUCCUUCUGUUCAGAGGCACAUGAACCUGCAUGCUGAUCUACCAUAUAGAGGGGACCAUCAAUCUUUAGAGCAUGGAAGGCAAAAGAAAGGACCAACUGAAAUGGUUGGCUUCAAAAGGAAUAGCUAUGGAAAUAUACCUGAUUAUGAAUACUUGCCUCCUCAAAACAUUCCAAUGAUGAGAGGAAAACAGUACAUGGAGGGAGCUGUGCUCCAAGGCUCUCAAUUUGCAAGGGAACCACUUAUUUACCAGGGAGCUGAAUUUCAAUCUGGUUAUGACAUGUAUGGGAAGCUUAGAGGCCAAAGCCACCACAUUGAUCAGUUUACAGGGCCUGGCUACCCUCAUGAGGGAGAUGAGGCUGAACCAACUGGAGCUUAUGACCAUGUUCAAAGAUACCUGCAGUCUCAAUCUGCUAUGGAGGAAGGACCAGGUCCAAGAAAUGUAUUGUCACCUGUGCAGUCCGAUAUUAAGAGACAUAACAUGGGUCAGUCUUAUACCUGUCAGAGCUCGCCGAAACAACCAAACCUGCCAGAACAGAAACGUUUUUUUAAUGUAAACCACAAACCACAGGAUAUGAGUCAAAAGCAAGGUAUGCGGGACUGGAGGAUCAGCUCAUACCUUAGUGCAUUUGAUGAUGCAGGAGAACUGGAUUUAGCUGAACUUGAAGGAUCCAGCACAUGUGGUGAUGUUCCAUGUUUUACACAGGAAGCUCCUUGUGGUCCUGUGCGUCCAGAAAUUAGACCAGGAAACAGAGAGUUUAACAGGAUACCUUCACCUAGGGAAAAUCCCUUGUUUGUCCAGAUUCCGAAUAGUUGUAUUGUGCCUGACAAUUCAGUUAAUCAUCCAACAGACUUAUCACAAAUAAAUAUCAAAACAACACCAACAUCAACUUCAGAGUCUUCUUGCACCACUGAGGGUGACAAAGUGGAGGAGACGAAGAAUAGAGAAUCUAAAGAGACAAACCGGAUUAGUGAAGACUUCCUCAAGAAGAAACCCAGCCGACCUUUCCAAAGGAGUUCCAGACUGAGACACUCACUGAUAUUCAAUUCAAAUUUAGAGUUGCAUAUGUCAGAUGAGAUGAAAGAUACUGUGGGAGAAAAAGAGGGGGAUGAAGCUUCAAAAGAUUCUCGUGUGUCACACAUCUUGGACAAAAGGAGGACUGGUUCUCCAUUUCAACGAUUUCAGUGGAGCGAUUUUGCAAAGUCAAACACAUUUGAUAACUCUCAGAUAGAGUCUGCACAACCUGAAGAUGAACUGAACAAAUUGGGUGAGAAUUCUGGUUUAGAUAAGGUUGAAAACUCCCAAAAUCUCUGUCCUCUGCAAGAAAAAGACCAACUUCAAACAGCAGUUCCUGAAAGAAAAAGCCAAAGGGAUGAAUGCCCAUCUAAUCAAUUGCAAAAGUCAUCUUCUUUCAUCGAUAUGAACGACCCUGACUGUAGACUGAGGUAUUUCAAAGAGUUGGCAGCCAAACGCAAACUUGCAGCAGCAAAGGUUUCUCAGAGCAAUCCGGUGAAAGCCACCCAAAAAUUUGCACUAUCAGAAAAAUCUUCCACUAAUGACGCAGAUAAAAAUGCUGGGCCUGUUGUCAAGACCCCAGAAACUACACUCAAGUCAAAAAAUAACACUGUCCCAGCACCAGAGAUCAAAGAAACCCAUAAAGACACUAUAUUUGAGGAAUCAAGUAAAGACAUCCUGCAUAGAGCUACUGAUGCUGAAAAAAUCAGAUUUAAGAAAAAAAUGGCAGAAGAAUCUGGCUCAACUUUAAAAAAAACCCAAAAAGACACUGAUCCAACUCUAAAACCUGUUGAAGAGGUAAGAACAGUAUCUAUUGCUAAAAACCAGACAUCCCCCAUUUUAAAACAUUUUGCUCAAAAGCCUUCCUGUGCUUUGUCUGGUAAGUCCUCCGAUCCUGGUAUAAGUUCAUCCUCAGAACCUUGUUCAAAAAACUCCCUUCCUACAGCCAGUGCUACAUUGGAGGUGAAAAAUCAAGCAGAAUAUGUUGCAUCCAAUACUCCCUUAACAGAAUCUGGCCUCAACCAAUUUCACAUUCCAAAAGAAACAGACCACUCCCAUGCUGUUCAGACAAAGUGUAUGUCACCAUCUAGCACCACUAUUGCACAGAGCUCACCCAAUAUUUCUAGCAGAGAUAAUGUAUCUCUAGAUUUUAAUUCAAAACCAAACCUUGCAAUUGUAGAUACUAGUGUACCCUCAAAACCUGACCACAUACAUGCCUCCUCCCCAGUGAGGGAAAGUGGGCCUUCCCAAAAACCUACUUCAACAGAUGGAGACUCUUCUCAACACCUUCCCACAUCAGAGACAGACUGUUUUCAGCAGCUUACUGCAUUGGGAGAGGAAUCUUCUCAGCAUCCCACUGCUACAGAAAGUGAAACUUCACAAAACGUCCCCAUUAAAACAGUAGCAGGUGCUUUCCAACAGCCAAUUGCAAGAGAAUGUGAAUCGUCACAUCAUUCCACUGCAAAUGAAACAGCCUCCUCUAAACAGCCUACUGAAACAGGGGAAGACUCUCAACUCCCUGCUAAAAAUGGGACAGACUUUACCCAAGACUCCAAUGUAGUGGAAAGUGAAAUCUCCAAACAACGCCAUGUAAUGGGGACAGACCCAGCAAGAAAUGAACCUUCCCAACAGUGCAUUGCCACAUCUUCAGACUCUUCGAAACACUCCCCUGCAAUGAGGGCAAAAUCUUCCCAAAACCCCUCUGCAGCAGAAAUGGACUUUUCUCAGCAGUCCACUACAUCAGUGGUAGACUCUUCCCAACACCACACUCCAAAAGAAAGUGACUUUUACCCCAAACCCACUGCAACAGGUGCAGAACAUUUCAAACAGACUACUCUAUCAACCACAGACCCUUCCCAGCAUCUCUCUACAACAGUCACAGACUCUUCCCACCAUCUCACCGUAACAGUCACAGACUCUUCCCAGCAGCCCACUGCAACAGUCACAGACUCCUCCGUGCAGCCCACUGCAACAGUCACAGACUCUUCCCAGCAGCCCACUGCAACAGUCACAGACCCUUCCGUGCAGCCCACUGCAACAGUCACAGACUCUUCCGUGCAGCCCACUGCAACAGUCACAGACUCUUCCCAUCAUCUCACUGCAACAGAAACAGCCCCUUCCGGGCAGCCCACUGCAACAGAGACAGACUCUUCCCAGCAGUCCACUGCAACAGAGACAGACUCUUCCCAGCAGCCCACUGCAACAGAGACAGACUCUUCCCAGCAGCCCACUGCAACAGUCACAGACUCUUCCCAGCAUCUCACUGCAACAGAAACAGCCCCUUCCGGGCAGCCCACUACAACAGAGACGGACUCUUCCCAGCAGUCCACUGCAACAGAAACAGCCCCUUCCGGGCAGCCCACUACAACAGAGACGGACUCUUCCCAGCAGUCCACUGCAACAGAAACAGCCCCUUCCGGGCAGCCCACUACAACAGAGACGGACUCUUCCCAGCAUCUCACUGCAACAGAAACAGCCCCUUCCGGGCAGCCCACUACAACAGAGACAGACUCUUCCCAGCAGUCCACUGCAACAGAAACAGCCCCUUCCGGGCAGCCCACUACAACAGAGACAGACUCUUCCCAGCAGCCCACUGCAACAGUCACAGACUCUUCCCAGCAGUCCACUGCAACAGAGACAGACUCUUCCCAGCAGCCCACUGCAACAGUCACAGACUCUUCCCAGCAGCCCACUGCAACAGAAACAGCCCCUUCCCAGCAGUCCACUGCAACAGAGACGGACUCUUCCCAGCAGCCCACUGCAACAGUCACAGACUCUUCCCAGCAUCUCACUGCAACAGUCACAGACUCUUCCCAGCAGCCCACUGCAACAGUCACAGACUCUUCCCAGCAUCUCACUGCAACAGAAACAGACUCUUCCCAGCAGCCCACUGCAACAGAAACAGACUCUUCCCAGCAGCCCACUGCAAUAGUCACUGACUCUUCCCAGCAUCUCACUGCAACAGAAACAGACUCUUCCCAGCAUCUCACUGCAACAGAGACAGACCCUUCCGGGCAGCCCACUGCAACAGUCACAGACUCUUCCAAGCAUCUCACUGCAACAGAAACAGACCCUUCCGGGCAGCCCAUUGCAACAGUUACAGACUCUUCCCAGCAUCUCACUGCAACAGUCACAGACUCUUCCCAGCAGCCCACUGCAACAGUCACAGACUCUUCCCAGCAUCUCACUGCAACAGAGACAGACCCUUCCCAGCAGCCCAUUGCAACAGUCACAGACUCUUCCCAGCAUCUCACUGCAACAGAAACAGACUCUUCCCAGCAUCUCACUGCAACAGAGACAGACUCUUCCCAGUAUCUCACUGAAACAGAGACAGACUCUUCCCAGCAUCUCACUGCAACAGUCACAGACUCUUCCCAGCAUCUCACUGCAACAGUAACAGACUCUUCCCAGCAUCUCACUGCAACAGUCACAGACUCUUCCCAGCAGCCCACUGCAACAAUCACAGACUCUUCCCAGCAGCCCACUGCAACAGAAACAGACUCUUUCCAGCAGCCCACUGCAACAGAGACAGACUCUUCCCAGCAUCUCACUGCAACAAAAACAAACUCUUCCCAGCAUCUCACUGCAACAGUCACAGACUCUUCCCAGCAGCCCACUGCAACAAUCACAGACUCUUCCCAGCAGCCCACUGCAACAGAGACAGACUCUGCCCAGCAGCCCACUGCAACAAUCACAGACUCUUCCCAGCAGCCCACUGCAAUAAUCACAGACUCUUCCCAGCAGCCCACUGCAAUAAUCACAGACUCUUGCCAGCAGCCUACUGUAACAGAGACAGAUUCUUCCCAGAAGACCACCAAAACAGCCACAGACUCUUUGCAUCAACACAUUGCAAAAGAUAAUGAUUUGUCCCAGCAACUCACUGUUACCGAAAGGGAAUCAUCCCAAAACUCCACUAAAAUUACGGUAGACACUUCCAAACAUCCUAUUGAAACAGAAAAUGAAUCCCUUCUCACUGCAACAGUCUCUUGUGUGAAUGAGAAAAAGAAAAAAGAUGAUAAUUUAUCCAAAGCCUUCAGCAAACCCAUUCCAGAUUCUAACAGUACUCAGGCAGACAAUAGCAUAUCUCAAAUUACAGUCAUUAUAGACUCAAGUUCCACAACUGAGCUUUCCCAAACUGAUACUGUUCCACCUUGUGACAGCCAAGUGGAACUAAACAAAACACAAACAUGGACCAAACCAUGUGUAACUCCUAUGGUAAAAGACACAGAUAGUAAUGCUUUAACUAGUCUCAAUUCAUCUAGCAUAUCAUCAAACCCAAAGGAAUCUAGUUGUCUACAUGACCAAAUACUAGUUGAGUGCCAAAAGAAUGAGACCAUUACAGAUCACUCUCAGAGGCAUGACACUUCGGCUAUAGCUGAAGGGCCCAAGAUAACUCAGGUUUCUACAACCCUAGACCCUAAACAAACAACAACAGAGGUGGAAAACUCUGUGAUUAAUUUAGCAGAGGUUUCAGAAAAUUCAGAUUUGACUGUACAAAGUAAUUCAGAAAGUCAGUCUUCUGUUGCAAAGAAUCCAAAAUCAAUCAUGUCCGCUCAUCAGUUAUCUACUGCAAAUGUUAUCUCGUGCAGCAACCUUAGAGAUGACACUAAAGUUCUUUUGGAGCAAAUUUCAGCAAAGAACCAACGCAGAUCAUCCCAGUCCAAGCAGACUCUUGCUGCACCUAAUGAAUCCAAAGAGGGUGAGGUUAGCUCUGCAGAUAAAGUGUUCUCAAAUCAUCCGGGAAGGCCCUGGUCCUCCAAGACUACACCAGAAGAACGGGACAUGUUAAUCCAGAAGAUGGAGAAAAUGAGGAAAGAGAGGAAGGUCUACAGCCGUUUUGAGGCCUCAUAAUUUGAACCAUUGGAAGAGUAAAGGUAAAGGAACAAUACGAGGGAAGCGAUUUUGUUGUCUUACCUCAAAACUGUGAUUUUGCACUGAUUAUACCAAAGAUUGCUGCCGCUUGAAAGGAUGGAUAUCCCUGCAAGACUUAACAGAUGAACUGCCUGACAAAAAAAA
Messenger RNA from Pimephales promelas (fathead minnow), 7378 nucleotides. The record is from RefSeq and is a predicted model, not a curated record. Lineage: Eukaryota; Metazoa; Chordata; Actinopteri; Cypriniformes; Leuciscidae.